This is a messenger RNA of Microthlaspi erraticum, 564 nucleotides long. NCBI's taxonomy places the organism in Eukaryota, Viridiplantae, Streptophyta, Magnoliopsida, Brassicales, Brassicaceae. The record is from the annotation of a GenBank genome assembly.
AUGGCAGACAAACGUAAUCUACUACACGGGUAUUUGGCAUACUCUGCGUACUAUCUGCGUCGACGAAGGUAUCUUGGGACUCUACAAGUGACUUGGAACAACGCUUGUGGUAUUUUCCACAAUCAUAAGUAUUGUAUCUUUCCACUUUUCUUUUAUAUCCUGACUUGGGUUAUCUAUCUUGAUCUUAUUGGGCCUAGUAUCGCCAUUAGCUUCUCUGCGUACGAGUCUUUGAGAUCUUAUUGGAGAUCAAAUAGGCCCCAUGAUUCUCCUGUCAUGGUCAGCUUAGCUUGUGGAAGUCUUUCAGGCAUAGCAUCUUCAACAGCUACGUUCCCGUUGGAUCUGGUGAGGAGAAGGAAGCAGCUAGAAGGAGUGGGAGGGAGAGCGGUUGUGUACAAGACAGGUUUGUUGGGGACAUUAAAACGUAUAGUGAAGACAGAAGGAGUGAGAGGUUUGUACAGAGGGAUUCUUCCAGAGUACUACAAAGUGGUGCCUGGUGUUGGGAUUUGCUUCAUGACCUACGAGACACUCAAGCUUUACUUCGUUGAUCUUUCCUCAAAGCUAUAG